Euleptes europaea (tarantolino) is the source of this 586-nucleotide messenger RNA. It is a transcript of the gene MRGBP, whose product is annotated as MRG domain binding protein. Gene Ontology annotation, cellular component: nucleus; NuA4 histone acetyltransferase complex. The coding region runs from base 82 to 573 and encodes 163 amino acids. Lineage: Eukaryota; Metazoa; Chordata; Lepidosauria; Squamata; Sphaerodactylidae. The transcript has 5 exons. The record is from RefSeq and is a predicted model, not a curated record. Gene Ontology annotation, biological process: regulation of transcription by RNA polymerase II.
CCCGCGCCGCCCGCGCCGCCCGCGCCGCUGCCCGUGGCGGUGGUGUGGAGCCCCGAGGUGGAGGUGUGCCUCUUCCACGCCAUGCUGGGCCACAAGCCCGUCGGUGUGAACCGCCAUUUUCACAUGAUCUGCAUUAGAGACAAGUUCAGUCAGAAUAUUGGGAGGCAGAUCUCUUCCAAAGUCAUCUGGGAUCAUCUCAGCACUAUGUAUGAUAUGCAAGCACUGCACGAGUCUGAGAUUCUUCCCUUUCCCAACUCAGAAAAAAAUUUCAUCCUUCCUGAAGAAAUUAUUCAUGAGGUAAAAGAAGGUAAAGUGAUGAUCAAAGAUGAUGUGAAGGAAGAAAUAAAGGAAGAGAUAGAAUCUCAUGCAGGCCCCGAAGACGUAUAUGCAUCUAUGGGAAGCCUGGGGAAGACAGCUGAAAAGCCAGGCACCAAGGAGAAAGAGAGGUCCUCCUCCGAAUCUGGAUCCAAAGAAGGAGGAGAUAAAAGGAAGCGGAACAGAGUCACCGAAAAGGUCUUAAAUGCAAACAGCAAUCCUUCCAGUCCGAGCGCUGCAAAACGACGCAGAACGUGAGCGAUGGUGGAAC